This is a messenger RNA of Glycine soja, 1821 nucleotides long. RefSeq lists its product as uncharacterized. The transcript has 2 exons. The coding region runs from base 395 to 1675 and encodes 426 amino acids. The record is from RefSeq and is a predicted model, not a curated record. NCBI's taxonomy places the organism in Eukaryota, Viridiplantae, Streptophyta, Magnoliopsida, Fabales, Fabaceae.
AAAUACAUAAAAGUAAAUGUUUGUUGAGAAAAAAUGAAGAAGAUGACGAUACACGUUCUUGAUCGAAACACGGCGAUACAAUUAGGUGUAUGUGUGAAUGGGAAAACCCUGUGGGGACUUUUCAAAAUUCUCAUUCUGUAGGGUGGUACCUCCCAAACUUCUCGUCAUACCAAAUAGCCGCAUGCUAUGGUACCCGCCACCUUCAUAUAUAACCCAACACCAAUUCUCACCAAACCAUGCUCCUUUCAUCAUUUGAAUCAUAUUGCUCUCUCUCUCUGCGUUAGUUGUAUCGCACACCAUCACAUGAUCAUAAAAUUGCCCUUCAUUUAUCAGAAGAAGAAGCUAGGUAGCUACUAAAAACGGAAACCUCAGGGUUAUGUGAAAAAAGCAAGAGAUGUUUCAGAGUCCCAGAAAGUUUGUGACGCCCUUUACUAAAUGGGUUUCUGAUCUUAAUUGGCGUUUAGGUUUAACUGGGUUGAUCAUCCCUCUGGUUUUAUUCAUCACGUUCUUCUCUCUGCAUUAUUCAUCCACUUCAAACGGUUUUUCAGCCUUUUACCCUGUUCAGCAGUUUCUCUUCAACAUCCCUUUUAAGUUUAUCUGCGAGGACGAUCCUGUUAUUUCCAAGGAUGAAUUGUUGCGGUCGAAAAUUGCGGUGUGUUUGGUAGGUGGUGCCAGAAGGUUCGAACUCACGGGACCUUCCAUAAUCGAAAUGGUGCUCAAAGAAUACCCCAAUUCGGAUCUUUUUCUUCACAGCCCGUUAGAUAAAGACACGUUCAAGUUCUCGAUCUUGAAGUUUGCGCCAAACGUCGCCGCCGUUCGAAUCUUCCACCCCCAACCGUUGCCGGAGAACGAGCCGUAUGUUCGAGUCCUCACCGCGCAUAACUCGCCUAACGGAAUCCAGGGGCUUCUUCAGUACUUUAACCUAGUGGAGGGAUGCCUAACGAUGAUAAAAUCACACCAACAGAAGCACAACUUCACGUACGAUUGGAUAAUCCGAACACGUGUGGACGGGUACUGGAACGCGCCGUUGGGUCCCGAAAACUUCGUUCCGGGAAAAUACCUGGUCCCACCGGGCUCCUCGUACGGAGGACUCAACGACCGUUUAGGAAUCGGCGACCUCAGAACCUCGACGGUGGCACUGUCGCGUCUCUCUUUAGUUCCAAACCUCGAUUCCGCUGGCUUCAACAACCUCAACUCGGAGGCAGCGUUCAAGGCCCAACUCACCACGCUGAACGUGAGCCACGUGGCGAAACGACUCCCGUUCUGCGUCGUUUCGGACCGCAGGUACGAUUUUCCGCCGGGGCGGUUCGGGGUGCCGGUGGCGGCGCUUUCGAGCCCGGGCCCAUUGAGUGGGGCCAAGUGCAGGCCGUGCAGGCCGGCGUGUGAGGGUUUGUGCGUGGAGACUGUGAUGGAUAACGUUGAGAAGGAGUGGAGUUGGACCCAUUGGGAAAACGGUGCGCUUCAGCUCUGCGACGCACACGAUGCCUGGGAGAGUGGUUGGGAGAAGAUUUUUGACCGGUUUUCUGGGAACAAAUUUGCGGCGGCUAGGAAGCGAAUUCACUCUAUGAGAAUGGGGGAGUGCGUUAAGGAUUUUGUUCAGUUGAGGAAACGGAGUGCGCAUUGGAGUGCGCCUCCGGUGGAUGAGAUUUGUACAUUGGGUUUGAGUCCACCGUGAACACCUUUUCUUUCUUUCUUUUUCCUUUUUAUUCUUUCCAUCGUUUGCAGGUACAGUGCACACAAUUUAGUAAAGUGAUUACUGUGUUUUCUUCAUGAAAAGUUGGCAGAAAUAGGAGAAAUAUCAUUUUUUUUUCGAAAUUUAAA